CGAAACUGGUCUAUUAAUGCAGAAUGGUAUUCAAAAACAAGGGGCCUGUGGCAUUGGAGCGCGACGGAACUACAUCUCCCAUGAAGCCAUUGCCCCGACAGUAGCGCAGUCUUUUCGCGCAUGCGCACCCUGAGUAAUUGGAUAUCAAGUGGGCCAAAACAGCGUGUGAUAAAAUGCACAAGUUGAAGUCAUCGCAGAAGGACAAGGUUCGGCAGUUUAUGUCCUUCACACAGGCCGGGGAGAGGACAGCCGUGUACUGCCUAACGCAGAAUGACUGGAAACUAGAAGUCGCCACAGACAACUACUUCCAGAAUCCAGACCUCUACUACAAAGAAUCCAUGAAAACCUCAGUGGACCGCAAGAAGCUGGAACAGCUCUACAACAGAUAUAAAGACCCCCAGGAUGAAAACAAGAUUGGCAUUGAUGGGGUCCAGCAGUUCUGUGACGACCUGAUACUGGAUCCAGCUAGCGUGAGCAUACUUGUGGUGGCAUGGAAGUUCAGAGCGGCCACGCAGUGCGAGUUCAGCAGGAAAGAGUUCCUAGAUGGCAUGGCUGAGCUAGGCUGUGACAGUCCUGAAAAACUCAAAGCAAUCCUUCCCAGACUAGAGCAGGAGCUGAAAGACACAGGGAAGUUCAAAGACUUCUACCAGUUUACCUUCAAUUUUGCCAAAAACCCCGGCCAGAAAGGUUUAGACCUCGAGAUGGCUGUUGCUUACUGGAAUCUAGUUCUCACAGGUCGCUUCAAGUUUUUGGAUCUCUGGAACCGCUUCCUGGUGGAGCAUCACAAACGCUCAAUUCCCAAGGACACGUGGAACCUCCUCCUCGACUUCGGCAAUAUGAUCACGGACGACAUGUCAAACUAUGAUGAGGAAGGGGCGUGGCCUGUCCUCAUAGAUGACUUUGUGGAGUUUGCUCGGCCAAUUGUGACGAGUAAGCGCAACAUGACAUAGUGUUUGUCCCGACUUCAUGCAGCGACUGGAGUUUGUGUUUCUCCCAAUUUUCUUCUUUUUUUCAAUGAGGAUUUUUAUACAAAUGAGCCAAAAAGAGAGUACUUCUCAAUAAGCCUGUCUGCAGCUUGUCAUUAAGAUUGUUCUUCCAACUGCAUAAGAUGCCUUGACUGGGGAGUGACCUGGAACAGUUCAGAGAGAAAAACCUAAGGGGAAUCAACAGGAGAGAAAUUAAUUAUGUUUUUUUUUUGGCAAAGACAAACUUUGUAAUUGCAAUAUGGAAAUGAUGGGUACCCUAAAACUCAUCACUUAUGGGCAAAUCACCAGUGGGUGUGGCUUCGAACUGCUGCUGCUGCUGCUGCUGCUGCUGCGGACUUACUCACUAACCUGCACCCUCGGCACAGUGAGGAGGGACAGUAACGGUGAACUUUCAGCACACGCAGAAGAUUAAGUUACAGAUGCAGUAGGAAGUGGCCUCUUACAUUGUCAAUCGUGAAUGGGACAGUAUGUUUAAAAUCUGCAUGUUUAUGUCAGCUAGUGUGAAGCAGUGCCAUGGAUGUUGAGGAGGGGAUGAAAAAAAUAGUAGUCUACAUUAUUUUCACUGAGAUUGCGAAUGUGUAGCUCUCUAACAAUCACACUGAGAGCCGAGAGAAAGUGUGCGUGUGUGUGUGUGUGGGGGGGGGGGGGGGGGUGGGGUGGUGGUGUGUGUGUGUGUUGGGGUAAACAUAUCGCCUCUUUUACAAUACAAUGCUAAAUAUUUUCAUUUGGUUUUAUUAUGAUUAGAAGUUAGGAAAUUAUGAUUCACCUUAACUGAGCGACAUUGAAAAAGUUCAGAUCAACAUUUUGUAUUCACACUGAGAAUUGGACGGAGCGGCAUGCUUCUCAAGCUCAGAACCAGCAGAAUCACAAUUGUUACAGUUGUAAAAUGCUGUAUGUCCAUAGGAAUAAGAAUAGAUUCAGUUUUAGAGGAACACAAAUGUAUAUCUGAGAAAACAGGUAAUGACAUUUAGAAUCGUGAUGAGUACAUAAGAACAAGUUAUGAUCCUGAUUUUAAAAAUGCUUCUGCAUUACAUACUUAGUUGACUUUAGUUUGGCAGUGUGUGAACUGUUGUACACAAAGAGAAACUGACUGACUGACUGGCACAUUGACUGUUUUUUAUUAUCCAGGUGAUUUGCCAACUCUGCAAACUGCACUGAUUUACACUUUUUCUGUUGUUGUAGGUUUUCUUUAUCAGGCAGUACUGUACAGAGCUACUCAGUUUACUUGACUGUAGGUUCACUUACAUACUAGACUUUUUAAAUGAACAUCUACAUCCCAGCUAAGAGUAUUUUUAACUAAGUUUGUUUACACUGUUUGAGAUUUUAGUCUGUUGAUUUUCAUGAAUUAGCAACUGUAGUGCAAUGGUGGCAGGUUUAAGUACCAUAGAACUACCACAAAGAUAAACACGUCACUUUGAGGACAGUGCUUGCGCUGCCAUGCAAUGCUUUUCCUCCACACAAGAUUUAGUGUUGUUCUUUAAGUGUAACUAUAAACACUAAGAGCAUUCCCCCCCCCCCCCCCCCCCCCCUUUUUCGGCUAAAGAGUGCGGCAGAAGGUAGAGCUCAGGUACCAGUCGUCCUCUCCCAGUCACAGUGAGCAGCAAGUGGCCUCCUGCACUUGCAUCAUUAUUUGCUGUCUAACUAUCCUAUCUGGUUUUUCCAAUUGUUGUCACCAUGAUAAAACAUUUGCUGAAAUUAGGAUGGAUUAUUUCCCUGCAUCAAAUUUCACAUCCAACUACAGGGGAAAUGAAUGCCUUUCGUUUUCCUUGCGUUGACAAACCUGUGUUUAAGUUUUCAUAUUUAUGUAGGCACAGGUUAGUCGUGAACUAAGGUGGUGUGCAUGAAGUAGACUUUAAUGGAUAAUCAGGAUGGGAAUUUGUCUAAAGAUUGAAUGCACAUUAGUGGCAAAGAAAACAGCUUCAUCAUGACUGAAACAGUCACUGUAGCAGCUGGUAAAUGUCUCAUAUUGUUCAUAUUUGUAACUAGGCAAGUUAGAUAUGUGUUGGUGGAAUGAAAUAUCCCAUAUAACUUUCUGACCGUCCCAAGUUGUGCUCAAAUCUCCAACACAGCGAGAUGGUGUGAAAGCUCUUCCCAGUUGAUUGUUGUUGACUUUAUUAUCUGACAUCGUCUGUGGUUUAGGAGCAAGAAAAUGUCACAUCUUUAGGUUAUUCAGUUUGCUAAUAUGGUACAUUUGGUACGUUUUUAUUUGUCAAAUGUGUGGUCAACUGUGUCAAGUCAUGCAGAUCAUUCUUAUCAAACACAGUAUUAUUUUUGUCGGCAAGAAAACAGGUAUUUACAAAAUAUUAUGUUUUGUCACAGAAGCAUACCGUACAUUGUUUUCUUUAAGAAAUUUGUGAAUAAAGCAUGUUGUUUUUAA
Molecule: messenger RNA, 3363 nt
Organism: Cottoperca gobio
Lineage: Eukaryota; Metazoa; Chordata; Actinopteri; Perciformes; Bovichtidae
Gene: dcun1d2b
Product: DCN1, defective in cullin neddylation 1, domain containing 2b
Exons: 7
Coding region: 174-950 (258 amino acids)
Biological process (GO): protein neddylation
Cellular component (GO): ubiquitin ligase complex
Molecular function (GO): ubiquitin-like protein binding; cullin family protein binding; ubiquitin conjugating enzyme binding
Source: RefSeq, a predicted model, not a curated record